AUAGCACAGCGUUGUGCAUGUCGAUGCAAGGCUGAGCUGAUGCUGUAUGGAGGAAUUUCACUUUGAUGAAGGCGCCUCCUAUCCUUAUUUAAACAGUACUUGUUAAAACCUCCGUAGGCGCCCCGUGCGUCUGCAUCUGCGGCCAAGGCGCCGGUACAAGACGGAGCAGAUGCGCCAUGCGCGCCUCUUAGAAGCUGAUUUUCCUGGUUGAUCCUUUAAAAAAACUCAUCCGGAGCCUGUCAAGCAGAUCGCCUCGUAGAAACGGAGCUUGAAAAGAGUCAUAAGGGAUUCCUGUUACUGAAAUCCUGUACUGACACCGAAAGGGACCCGAUCUGUCAUUCACUCUGUUCACUAUGGUUUAAGACACAGGUGAGAGAUGGACGCGCUUUUAAACUCUGCUAUCAGAUGCGUCUUUCUAGCCUAUGUGGAUGCCUGCUUCCUUAAGACGUGUCUCUAUGCUCUGUACAGCAAGUAUGAAAAGAGCACCGAAAUCGCCGCUGAAAAAUAAGAAUCCGGGACCUAAAAGAAUCGAGGGAAGGGAUUUUGGCAUAUAAGGAUUUAUACGUGGUACUGACAGAUCUGUGGAUGAGAAGGAAUACGUUCUUCAGGCUUUUUUUCCUCCGAGGAUUCAUGAAUGCAUUAAUAAAUGAACACUGUCACUAUGUAUCAUAUCACUAAUAACCGGAGACUACUGAAAAGAAACACAAUACCAUUACCGCGUCUGCGCACUUGUUCAGCCGUGGAAAUGUAACAGCGGCUGUACCAGAAAAGCCUUUCUGGAUAGAUGAUUUCGGUAUUUUGAGAAUAUCUAAAAAGUACCGAUUUGCACAUUUUUCAUACACCAUGUUCCUAGGAUUUAUAUGAAGCGAGGUUUUAUUUUUAAAGCCAACACCUGUGAAGCUAUAAUCUCCGUAAAAUGGAGGUACGGCUGAAUUAGAUGACUUGUUUAGAUAAAGGUGUUUCAUAUCGCCUAGGUUUUAUUAGGGAGAAACUUGCAUAUCAGUCGGCGUUAAUGCUUUUGGAACAAAACCACCAUCUUUUGGAGACGGUGCUUGUGCAACAACUUGGAUAAAUCAUCCUUUUGACUAAAACUGUCGGCACUUUUGGCACAAAUGUACAGAUAGAGAAAAAUACCUUAAAAUGCAUCUUUUCAUGAGACAUACGGAUGGACAUGGUGUAUGGCGAAGGAGUUGCCAAGGCUGCAGUGUGACAGAAUCGCAAGCUUGAUUUCAAAACGGUCAGAAACAGCGUUUUAUGGGGAAAAUGAACCAAAAUUUUUAUGCAACACAAUACUUAUUCUCAGUUUUAUUUAGUUUUUGUCCGGCAUGAGGCAAAUGGAUUCAAUGGUUCGUUUUUGAUUGGAUAUCGACUUGAAAUCAAGAGAAACGCUGAUUUUAUCUCCCCCCGUUUCUCCGAGCACACCUUUCUUUGAUGCCAGGCGAGGUCUCUGUGUCGUCAUGAUGAGCGAGGAGUGUCCCGGAGCUCUGGGCAUGGCUCGGGUAAGGACGGGGCCCUGCGAGGACCAGGGGGAGGAGUCAGCAAAGGAGGCAGGGCCGGGCGACGACAUCAGCGAGGACCUGAGCACACUGGUGGUGCCCUUCCCUGAGCUGGCCCCCGUCGUCUUCUUUUGCCUCAAGCAGACUACCUGCCCCCGCAGCUGGUGCAUCCGCCUGGUCUCCAGCCCGUGGUUCGAGCGCAUCAGCAUCAUGGUGAUCCUGCUGAACUGCGUCACCCUGGGCAUGUACCAGCCCUGCGAGAACAUCGACUGCUCCUCCGACCGCUGCCAGGUCCUGCAGGCUUUCGACGCCUUCAUCUACAUCUUCUUCGCACUGGAGAUGGUGAUAAAGAUGGUGGCCCUCGGGAUCUUCGGCCAGCGCUGCUACAUGGGGGACACGUGGAACAGACUGGACUUCUUCAUCGUCAUGGCAGGGAUGGUGGAGUAUUCACUGGACCUUCAGAACAUCAACCUGUCUGCCAUCAGGACUGUACGGGUGCUCCGGCCGCUCAAAGCCAUCAACCGUGUCCCCACUUCCUCCCCCCUUUACGGCGCCCCUGGAUUCAUCGGCCCGGUGUAA
Molecule: messenger RNA, 2075 nt
Organism: Paramormyrops kingsleyae
Lineage: Eukaryota; Metazoa; Chordata; Actinopteri; Osteoglossiformes; Mormyridae
Source: RefSeq, a predicted model, not a curated record